This is a messenger RNA of Plectropomus leopardus (leopard coralgrouper), 612 nucleotides long. NCBI's taxonomy places the organism in Eukaryota, Metazoa, Chordata, Actinopteri, Perciformes, Serranidae. The record is from RefSeq and is a predicted model, not a curated record.
CCCGACUCAGCCAAGGUCCUGCUGGAGCUGGCUGAAGGUUCGACUGUUUCCACGGCGACCAAGCUGUUUGUGGACGCAGGUCUUUCCCCCCACCUGACAGGCUCGGAGACUCUGACCAUGCUGGCUCCUCUGGAUGACGCCUUCAGAGGAAGUGACACGACGAUGACACCCGACCUGCGGAGGCUGAUGACCAAUCACCUUCUGAAGGAGCAGCUGUCCUCCAAGGCUCUGUACCACGGCCAGGAGCUGGAGACGCUGGGAGGACUCAAACUGCGAGUGUUCGUCUAUAGAAAUAACCUGUGCAUUGAGAACACCUGCAUCGCCGCUCACGACAAGACGGGACGCUUCGCCACCAUGUUCACUGUAGACAAAGUCCUCACUCCACCCAUGGGGACCAUCAUGGAUGUCCUGAAGGCAGACGACCGCUUCAGUCUGCUGGUCGGAGCCAUCCAGACCGCAGGGAUAACGGAGCUGCUGAACCAGCAGAGGGCGCUCACCUUCUUUGCUCCCACCAACGACGCCUUCAACGCUCUGCCGCAGCAGGAACUCAGCAAACUCAUGCGUGAGUUUAACAAUACAAAACAUUUCAAUAUUUAAAAUAUGUUAGAAAUA